This is a messenger RNA of Peronospora belbahrii, 1098 nucleotides long. NCBI's taxonomy places the organism in Eukaryota, Oomycota, Peronosporomycetes, Peronosporales, Peronosporaceae. The record is from the annotation of a GenBank genome assembly.
AUGUUAAGUGCUGUAUUAGAGACUGGAGCUGUCAUUCAGGCCACACAUGUGUCCAGCAGCUACUCAUUCCAGUCACUAGUGGAACGUGGUUCUUUUUCUUCUGGACCAUUAACACUGAGCUUGUGUAGCACAGAGAAGCCUUACGAGAAACUAAAAGUAGCACUAAAUGGCCAAGUGACAUGGGCAGUGACGGGGACAAAGCUUGCUACCUUCGAAAUUGAAUUUGGAGCUGCUGAAGAAACAACAGACACAAGAUGUCUCGUACAUUUUAAGUCAGUCGCGCAUCAAAAGAAAGUCAAUCGUUUGCAAUUAACAGGAUGGUAUCUGGGGGUGGCGGGAUCACGACUUAUUGGUGACGAAGGAAAAGGAGAUAGCAGUUUGUUCAGCUUGGUAGUCGUAUCGUCCCGCGCAGCUUUUUUGCUAGAUACUACACGCUCAUUGAUGUCACAGUCCACACACUCAUCGAUAUUGAGCGAGUCUCAACGACUAUCGUUCAUGCAAAAUGGAUAUCUGCAGAUCCGAGGAGCCGUUGCACUGACUCUGGCUAACACUGCGCUGCGUCGGAUCAACCAUGACCUCGGCAUUCCUGGAAACAUGAUCGAUGGCGGAGUGGAAGGAAACAUCAAGCUGGCAGGAAACACGUCCAACAGCGACGCUAUUCUGAAUCUCUACUACCUCUCGGAUGUGUCAAAGUACGUGGAAGCUCUCGUCGGUGCUGGCCAAGUGGUGCCGCCUCAGGGAGCACAGAUCGCUUUACGAUUUCCUGAACUUGGGGAGCCAAGGGAACCUCUAGGAACAGAAUGGCAUACAGACGGUAUGCGGCAGGGUCGACUGCACCCGUUUACUUUACUGGCGGGCAUUGCUCUCUCAAACGUAUCGGAGCCGUUGUGCGGUAAUUUGACUGUUUUUUCGGGGUCGCACCUAUCACUUCAAGGCCGUCUAGCUGCCGAUGGAAAGCUGCAUGGUUAUGACGGUGAGGCGUACAAAGCAGAUAGCGUAUGGGGAGAUGGCAGACUUCCCGACAUGGGCACACCUAUACAGCUCCUCGCUGCACGCGGCGAUUUGGUGCUGGCACACCCCGACCCGCGGUGGUCUUAA